Messenger RNA from Didymodactylos carnosus, 447 nucleotides. NCBI's taxonomy places the organism in Eukaryota, Metazoa, Rotifera, Eurotatoria, Philodinida, Philodinidae. The record is from the annotation of a GenBank genome assembly.
AUGGAUACUGGAGAUAAUAUUAAACAAGCUUGGGCAGAUGUUAGAAAUGAUGCGUCUGAUACAAAUUGGUACGUAAAGUGUUUGCUUGGCUAUUCUUUAGAGAAAAAUGAUGAAAUUGUAUUAGUUGGACAAGGUAGUGGCAGUUUAUCUGAACUUAAAACACAAUUAGAAGAUGAUAAAAUACUGUUUGGUGUUAUACGUGUUCGAGCAGUUGAUGAUCACGGUAGUAAACGAGCAAAAUUUGUUUUUAUCGUAUUUAUGGGAUCGGAUGCUCCAUCUAUGCGUCGAGCAAGAGCAUCAACAGAUAAAUCAGAAUUUGUACGAUUUUUUAAUGGUUAUCAUAUAGAAAUUUAUGUUGAUAAUAAAGAAGAUCUUUCAGAAGAAGCAAUUACAUCAAUUUUACACUCAUCGGCCGGUGCACAUAAACCUCAACGUUAUGAAUUCUAA